Messenger RNA from Lodderomyces orthopsilosis Co 90-125, 1512 nucleotides. It is a transcript of the gene VPS23, whose product is annotated as ubiquitin-binding ESCRT-I subunit protein. The record is from RefSeq and is a predicted model, not a curated record. The coding region runs from base 1 to 1512 and encodes 503 amino acids. NCBI's taxonomy places the organism in Eukaryota, Fungi, Ascomycota, Pichiomycetes, Serinales, Debaryomycetaceae. Gene Ontology annotation, biological process: protein modification process; protein transport; endosome to lysosome transport. Gene Ontology annotation, molecular function: ubiquitin binding. Gene Ontology annotation, cellular component: ESCRT I complex. The transcript has a single exon.
AUGUCAUCACCACCGUUACCACAACUGGUAUCUAACUGGCUAUUCAAUGUCACUCAACCACUGUAUUUAUACAAACAGUUAGUUUACACCCAUGUAUAUCAAUUCCUUCAACAACACCUCAAGAAGAAUUUGAAUUUCAGAAUACGAACUCAAGUCCAUACAUCUGAGGAAACAGGACAAUCGGAAUUAUUGAUAAAUCUAUUUGGAACAAUUGUCAUCGAUGGGCAUAUUGGUGUGCCCAUUGAAAUAUGGCUCCCAUUUACUUACCCAUUUUCAAAUUAUGACAGAAAAGGAGCUCCUUUAGUGUAUGUUGUUCCAGAUCACAUUAAAAAUUGGUACUUGAAACCAACAAAUAACGUCGAUCCACAAGGGAAAUUUUACCAUCCAUACCUUUCAAGUUGGUAUCGUGAAUUUGUUGAAGGUAGUGGCGAUAUCUCAAACAUUUAUAAUUUGCUUGAGUUGGUAAAUGUCAUUUAUCAGAGUGUGAGACUUGAAGUCCCCAUUGUAUUGCAGGCUCCUGUACCACCAACUAAUGCACCUCUCAAACCAGCUAAGAUUACGGCAGAGCCCUCUUUACCAUCUAUGAGGCAGCAAACUCUCCUGCAUCAAUCAUCACCUAGUCGAACAGCAGUCGUUUCACCACAGAGCACAGGACGUCCACCGCUUCCUGUAAAGCCCCCAAAAGUUGUGUCACCACAGCAUACCCAGUCUAAUGGCAUACCGGAAAAGUACCAGCGGCCCUUACCGCUACCUCAGGAGUCACCCAGUCCUACUCUUUCUAACCUAAACGCGGUUCCUGCAUCGCCUCAAUAUACACAGCAGUACACUGACCAGUACAAUUCGCCUAGAUUACAAGAGAGAGUACAACCCCAAAACGAACCUGUUCAUCAACCUCCUAAGCAAGUACAACUUGAACCUAUAGACCUAGUUGAUAGCAUUGCUCAAUUAUCUGUAGUUGACAACGAACGAAGAGCUGUACUCGAAAAACUAUCACAAGAAUUCAACAACUUCUUUACCCAGGAUCCAAUCCACCACCAUACCCAGUACAUUAAUGAAAACAUUCAAAAGACAAAUUCAUUAUUCACUCAAUUAACUCGCCACAAUCAACAAGCAUUGGAAAAUUCAAAAAACUUGGACGACCACAUAAAUCAUAUUUCUGCACGAUUGUCGAACUUGACCAAUCUAAAUCAAGAAUUGACAAUACUUCAUCAGCUCAAUGAUCAAUCUGAAGAUAAAGUCAUUUUCAAUAAUUCUUUUAAGUUACCUUUAGAUGAGUUGAUCAUACCGGAUCUGCCAUUAGUCAAACAAUUGUACGAAGUUGUCCUGGAAAUCAAAGCUACUAAAGAUACAAUCAAUUUAAUUUCAGGCAAUUUCCAUGGUUCUAAAGAGUUGGUCAAUGAUAAGAAUUUGGAUGCUUGUGUAAAGACGUUGAGGAACUUAGGUCGAGAGUUAUUUUGGUUAGAAUUGACCAAGAACGAGAUCGCAACAAAUAUCAUGAACUUGCAGUCGUAA